AUGACGACCACCGUCAACCUCGACAACGACGCUAUCGCGCGCGCCGGUCUUGUGGACCCCGAACAUCACGGCAUCCACCAGAUUGACGAUGAGAAGCGCCAGGAAGCCUUUAUAGACGAGAAGCACCAAAACGACUUUGGCGUUGACCGGCACAGCGUCGCCACUGACGACAAUGACUACCCCGACAAGCCCACAGAAGAGCAGGUGCGCACUCUGCGCCGUGUCUCUGGCAAGAUCAAGUGGGCGAUGUGGACAAUUGCCUUUGUGGAAUUGUGCGAGCGUUUCUCUUACUACGGAUCCGCUGUCCUUUACACCAACUUUGUCAACCACAAGCUGCCCAACGGCUCUGUCACUGGUGCUCCUCUCCCCGGCGACCCUCACCCACAAGCUGGUGCCCUUGGCAUGGGCCCCAAGGCUGCUCAGGGCCUGAGUCUCUUCAAUCAGUUCUUCGCCUACAUCAUGCCUCUUCUUGGUGCCUGGAUUGCUGAUGCUCGCAUGGGCCGUUUCUGGACUCUCCAUCUGGCCAUUGGUAUUUCUACCAUUGCCCACGUCAUCCUUGUCGCUGCUUCUGCUCCUGGUGUCAUUGUUCACCGUGACUCUUCCUUCGCCGCCUUCAUCAUCGGCCUCCUCUGCCUCUGUGUCGGCACAGGUUUUUUCAAGGCCAACGUCUCGCCACUCCUGGCCGAGCAAAACGAAGACACCCGCAUGCGACUCGAAGAGCGCAAGGGCGAACUCGUCAUCGUCGACCCUGCAAUCACCAACACGCGUAUCUUCCUAUACUUCUACCUUUGCAUCAACAUUGGCUCCCUUACUGGCCAGAUUGGCAUGGUCUACGUUGAGAAAUAUGUCGGCUUCUGGCUCGCUUUCCUCAUCCCCACCGCCCUCUUCCUUGUCGCCCCCUUCGUCCUCUGGUCCCAGAAGAAGAACUACAAGCUCACACCACCCACGGGAUCUCUACUCGAAAAGUUCAUCAAGAUGUGGUUCUACGUUCGCAAGAGGUCUUCCUCCAGUUUCCACUUCAACUGGGACGUUGCCCGUCCCUCCAAGGUUGCCGUCGCUGAGCGCCCAUCUUGGAUGACUUAUGAUGAUGCUUGGGUUGACGAAGUCCGCCGUGGUCUGAUGGCCUGCAAGGUUUUCCUUUUCCUGCCAGUCUUCUUCCUCGCCUACAAUCAGAUGACUGGUAACCUGACCACCCAGGCCAGUACCAUGAUGUUACACGGAGUCCCCAACGACAUUAUUCAGAACCUGAACCCCAUCUCUAUUGUCAUCAUGAUUCCCAUCUUUGAUCAUGGUCUCUACCCUCUUCUCCGCCGCGUUGGACUUCCCUUCACCCCCAUCAAGAGAAUGACUGCUGGUUUCUUCAUGGCUACCCUGUCUAUGGUUGCCUCUGCGGUCAUGCAGUACUACAUCUACCAGAAGAGCCCUUGCGGCUGGCACGCCAACGGCACAAUCACCAACGCUGCUGGAGAGGAGGUCAACUGCCCUCCUGCCGAUAUCAACGUCUGGGCCCAGUGCCUUCCUUACAUCUUUAUCGGCAUUGCCGAACUUCUCACCAACGUCACUUCGUACGAGUACGCUUUCUCCAAGGCACCCGAGAACAUGAAGUCGCUGGUAAUGAGUGUCAACCUCUUCAUGAGUGCCGUGUCUGCUGCCAUUGGUCAGGCCUUCACUCCUCUAUCGGGCGACCCUCUUCUCGUCUGGAACUACACUACCAUUUCCGUCAUCUCGUUAAUGGGGGGUGUUGCCUUCUGGUUCUGCUUCCGCCAUCUCGAUGCCGAGGAAGACAAGUGGAACAUGCUCAAGAAGUCCGAGUACGUCGGCCAAAACCAGCCCGGCGUGAGCAAGGCUGCGGACUUGGAACACUAG
Molecule: messenger RNA, 1866 nt
Organism: Cordyceps militaris CM01
Lineage: Eukaryota; Fungi; Ascomycota; Sordariomycetes; Hypocreales; Cordycipitaceae
Product: Oligopeptide transporter
Exons: 2
Coding region: 1-1866 (621 amino acids)
Biological process (GO): oligopeptide transport; transmembrane transport
Cellular component (GO): membrane
Molecular function (GO): dipeptide transmembrane transporter activity
Source: RefSeq, a predicted model, not a curated record